GCUCCUGCCACCUUGCCUCAGCAGUCAGCCAGAAAAGAGAAAGACAAGAAGAUCCCAAGGGAACAAAGGGCUUGCAGAGGCAGACCAGGCACACGAGGCCUUCACAAAGCCGGCAGCAGCAGCACUAGAAACACCACAGUCUUCUGCUUGGACCCAUUUCCUUGACAAGGACCUCAAUUGUUGGGCUGCUUCCUCCUCUCCUUGUUUUCAGCUUACCUCUCCUCCUUCAGUCAUGAGCUUGGAGCAUCUGGUCCAGGAUCCGGAGAAAGGGGUCCUUCCAGCGGGGAAUGAGGCUCAGGACCGGCCCUUGUCAUCCCCCAAAAGCCAAGGGGGGCCUUGGAAGUGCCUCAGCAUCACCGCCUUCCUGCUCCUGGUCUUGGCCACCGGGCUCUUCGCCUUCCUCCAGUACGGGACCCUCUUUGGGCAAAAGGACUCUCAGGGAAAUGGAAAGUCAUUUGCUGAAGACAUUCUACCAGAAACAAUGAAACUGCAAGCCCUGGUGUCUGGGAAACCAGCUGCCCAUGCCAUCGCUUCCUUGUACCAUCCUAAUCAACUGAUCUGGACCACCGACGUGGCACCCUCAGUGUUGGAGAAUGGCAUGAAGCUGGACAAGGCAGAGAAUGCCUUGGUGGUGCCCUCUACGGGACUGUAUUUUGUCUACUCUCAACUCCUCUUCCACAAAGCUAGCUGCACCUCUGCGGAGCCCGUGCUGCUCACACAUGAGAUCACGUGGCAUUCUGCCCAGUUCAACACAAAGGUGGACCUGCUGAAAUCCCUGAAGACCGCCUGUGAACACGGGAGGGAUCCCCCACACCAGGGCAAGAUGUGGUUCGAAUCCAUUUAUCAGGGGGCUGUCUUCAAGCUGCACAAAGGAGAUCGCCUGUGGUCCAAAACAAAUGCUGUGGAGUAUCUGGACCUAGAUCGACAAGGACAAAUCUACUUUGGGGUCAUUGCCAUGUAAGGAAAUUCUUGCACUGAGUGCCCUCUCUGGAGUCAUUCCGGGUUUUCCCCCUCUUACCUGGUCCCAUUACUUUCCUUUUUUGUGCCCACUCUCCAAAUGCUGCCUCAUUGGGUCAAAACUGUGAACUGACACAAGAAGUAUGGGAUUUUAGAGUGGAUGAGAGAUAACCUAGUAUUAUUUCAGGCUGAAUUAUUCUUGAUCAAUACCUUAUUUAUAUCUAUUUAUUUAUGUGUUCAGUGAUAAUAUUAUUGAGAUGCUGAGACUAUAAUGAAUGUUCACUUAAUUUGUCAGCUGGCUGGC
Anolis sagrei ordinatus is the source of this 1261-nucleotide messenger RNA. RefSeq names its product tumor necrosis factor (gene TNF). Gene Ontology annotation, biological process: immune response; extrinsic apoptotic signaling pathway via death domain receptors; positive regulation of transcription by RNA polymerase II. Lineage: Eukaryota; Metazoa; Chordata; Lepidosauria; Squamata; Anolidae. The record is from RefSeq and is a predicted model, not a curated record. Gene Ontology annotation, cellular component: cell surface; membrane. Gene Ontology annotation, molecular function: cytokine activity; tumor necrosis factor receptor binding.